Molecule: messenger RNA, 3495 nt
Organism: Cavia porcellus (domestic guinea pig)
Lineage: Eukaryota; Metazoa; Chordata; Mammalia; Rodentia; Caviidae
Gene: Snx16
Product: sorting nexin 16
Exons: 8
Coding region: 308-1342 (344 amino acids)
Biological process (GO): endosome to lysosome transport; protein targeting to lysosome; early endosome to late endosome transport
Cellular component (GO): late endosome; extrinsic component of endosome membrane; early endosome
Molecular function (GO): phosphatidylinositol binding
Source: RefSeq, a predicted model, not a curated record
UUCCGGGACGGAGUCCCUGGCCAACCCCUCCCUCCUCCUCGGCGGGAUCCCAGGCCCCCUGGCCAGACCGAGUCUGAGAAACGUGCUGAGCUGGUUCUUUGGGAACGGAAAGUCACGUGAAGUACUAGAUUCUGUCACAGAGGCGAGAAGCUGCAGAGAGGAGAAGUAGGUUUUACAGCUCCACAGCUCAAGCUGAAUCAUGGAGUGCACUAAGAUAGUGAAUUCCUAAGAAGAAAAUGGAUUUCCUAGUAGUUGUUUGCUAAGCAUUUGGACACAGCAGUGUACAGAUUUGUUGCAAAGGCAGAAAAUGGCAACUCCUUAUGUCCCAGUUCCUAUGCCCAUAGGAAACUCCGCUUCUAGUUUUACGGCCAACAGAAAUCAAAGAAGUUCUUCUUUUGGCAGUGUCUCCACAAGCUCAAACUCCUCCAAAGGCCAGUUAGAAGAUUCAAAUAUGGGUAACUAUAAACAGACAAGUGUUCCUGAUCAGCUGGACAGAACUUCAUCUGUCUGUAGCAGCCCUCUCAUUAGGACUAAGUUUACAGGUACAGAUUCAUCCAUUGAGUACUCUACUAGACCAAGAGAAACUGAAGAACAGAAUCCAGAAUCAGUCAGUUGGGAAGAUAGACCAUCUACACCGACUAUCCUGGGUUAUGAAGUGAUGGAAGAAAGAGCCAAAUUUACUGUAUAUAAAAUACUAGUAAAGAAAACUCCAGAAGAAAGUUGGGUAGUUUUCAGAAGAUAUACUGACUUCUCUAGGCUUAAUGACAAAUUAAAAGAGAUGUUUCCAGGUUUUCGAUUAGCACUUCCACCAAAACGCUGGUUUAAAAAUAACUACAAUGCCGAUUUUUUAGAAGAUAGACAAUUAGGAUUACAAGCGUUUCUUCAAAAUUUAAUAGCUCACAAGGACAUUGCCAACUGCCUUGCAGUGAGAGAAUUUCUUUGUCUGGAUGAUCCGCCAGGUCCAUUUGAUAGCCUAGAAGAAAGCAGGGCUUUCUGUGAAACUUUAGAAGAGACCAACUACCAUUUGCAGAGAGAACUACUUGAAAAACAAAAAGAGGUGGAAUCCCUGAAGAAAUUGCUUAAUGAGAAGCAACUUCACAUUGACACCUUAGAAAACAAAAUCAGAACAUUGUCUCUAGAACCUGAAGAAUCAUUUUAUGUGUCCGAAACAGAAAAUGGACAGAUCCUAAGGGUGGAGUCCUCUGCAUUUACAAUUGACCAAGAUGUCUUAGAUGAAGAAUCUAGAGCUGAUAAUAAGCUACACUUAAGUUUCAGUGACCCUGAAAAUGCCCUAUCAGAAAUAGAAGUGGCAGAAGUGGCAUAUAAUGCUGAAGAAGACUAACACAGUGCAAGCAUUUCCCUCCAUUUGAACACAUCAGCAAGUUUAGAAUAGAGUGGCAGAUGCCAUUUGAAAAGAAAAGACUGAAACAGUUACAAAAAAGAAUUUAAAUAUAUGAAGUUUACAUAAAAUUUUUCUAAAUUAUUGGAGUCAUAAAUAUAUUCACUGCUGCUUUUGUCUUUUAUCCAACCUUGUAUUUAAUACACUGAAAAAAAAAAUCUAGCUAGAAUUCUGUACCCAAUGCCCAAUUCUUAAAUACUGUGCAUAAAUUAUUAUGGUGUUUUGCCUAUAAUGUUGCUCCAAACUAGGUUGUGUGCCUGUGUGUCUGUUUGCACCUGUUUUAAAUUGCCAGUUAUAUUAGUCAAAUGGAAAUUAAUUGCAUGUUACUAUCUGUGUGAUACUUCUUUGUAUCUGUAAUAUGAACUGUUUUCAUUAAUGGCUUAAAUCAUUGAACAUAUUAAAGGUAAAGAUGAAGUGAGCAUUUAAUGUUGACAUGUUUGUCAUCUCUAAAUAAAAAUAACUUUAAAAUGUUAAUAUAUAAAAGAAUAAGAUGAUUCUCUUAGUACCAAAGGAAAACUAUUUUAAAGAACUGUUGUCAUACAGCUAAAGUGCAAAAUAGCCUUGAUUUUAAAAUCCAAUUCGUAAUAUCAAGAUACUGUAAGUAUCCUAGUUUAUUGCUGUUACAGCUUAUUUUCUAUAUUUUAGAUUUCUACCUGUAGAUUCAGUGAGUUUUCCUCUUUCGGAAUACUACCUCUUUUUUUGCUAAUCAAGGCAUAUUCUUUAGGAAAUAUAGAUUCUAAGGUAGUAAACGCUUAAAAAACAAUAAAAAGCCAUAUAUACUACUAAUUCUGUAACUAGCUUGACACUUGGCAUUGCGUUUUUAUUUCUGUGGUUAUGAAGAUGUUGUUGUAUGUAGUUGGCUAGUUUUCUUUUAAAUAUAUUUCGCCAAGUGAUGCACUUUAUAAUUAAACUACUUUGUGCCAAGUUUAAUUGGUGAAUUUCUUUAAUAGGGUACUGAACUGGAUGAAUUAUGUAGUGCCUUUACUAUUUCCUUUUUACAAACAUCCUUUAGGGUGUGAGUCAACUUCACAAAAAUGUUUAUGCUUGUUUCAGCUCUGUGAUAUUUAUCAAAAGUGCCUUGUUUCAUUUUUAUAGUAUGAAGUUAUUUGUUGAUUCUCUAUUUCUACUGUUUUGCAUAUUGCUGUUAAUAUAUAUUGCAGUGAUAGCAUUUGAAAUCCCAGCUGGUAUACUGAACUACAUAAGCUUUAUAAAACCUGAGAAAACUCUACUGGGGAAAUAGAAUAACAAUCUUUGAGGGUUUGUUUUUCCUACUUUGUUACCUAAAAGUUUACCAGUAUCUUACUGUGCAUAUUGAUGUGUGGCUGUUUAAAAUUCUACUGACAUAAAGCAACACAUCCAGUGGAUGUUAUUAACCUUUGUUCUUAAAAGGAGACUAUACCAAAGUACCCAGAUUUUAGGUCUGUGUCAGAAUACACAAGUAUUCUGGCUAAGAACAUUUUCCACAAAGCAUAUUAGAAAUGUGUUUAUUAUUUUUAAAGGCAGAAAUAAAUAUAAUAAACUAGUGUGCUUAUUCAUUUUUAAAUUAUUCUAGGCUUUAAAAAAAAAGCAUAUUGUGAACAAUCACUUAAAUUAACACUAAUUGAUGUUAAUAGUAAAACAAGAUGAUCUUUGCCAAGUGCCGGGUAAGUAUAGUGCUACAUGUCUGUCUGAAAGGGAACCACAUAUUUUAAAAUGACAUUUUUAAAUUAAAGAUUGUAUUUAAAGUUUUGAAUGGAGGGAAAGAAACUAUUAAUUAGGUAAACCGCUAUUAUUUAUAUUUAGAAUUUACUUUUUUACUUGUAUAUUGCAUUUUGCUCUCAGUAUUAUAUUCAUUUAAUAAAUUAUUUUUUCCAUUACAACAGUAGCUGUGUCUUCCAGUGUCGAAUACCAUAUUCUCCUCUACUUUCUGUGUUUUCCCUCUCCCUAGGAUUACUGUAAAUUGAAUUGUAUCUAAAAGCCGUAUAUCACAGAUGUGGAAUGAGUCUGUGAUUUUCUAAGUUUCUGUUUUAUUUCAUUGAUCAUCUUUCAGAAGCAUUUGUGAAUAGGUGCAGUGCACUUCAAAUGUAACCAAUAUUAAUUAAAAAAUUGUAACUAAA